Molecule: messenger RNA, 732 nt
Organism: Lathyrus sativus (Indian pea)
Lineage: Eukaryota; Viridiplantae; Streptophyta; Magnoliopsida; Fabales; Fabaceae
Source: the annotation of a GenBank genome assembly
AUGAAGAAUAACAACAAUUCUUCGUCUUUUUCUCAUCCUCAUGAUCAAUGCCAGAAACACAAAGCUUUCAAGUGUGAGUUUUGUGACCAACAUUUCACCUCAGGCCAAGCACUUGGUGGCCACAAAACAUGCCAUCGCUCCAACAACAAGAUACGUGACGAUCAUCAUCGCCACAAAACAGUCAAGAUCACUUUCUUUUUAACUGAUAAAACCAUAAAGAAAAGAUAUUCUUGGACUAGGGUUUUGAAGCCUACGGUUCAUCAUCCACCUACUGCAUUGGGACCUUGUCAGCAAGAAGAGUUUCCAGCUGUUGACUUGUUAAGUUUGCUGCCACCAAGAUCGUACAAUACCAAGAAAAGGAGCCGGAGAUAUCUUAUUCAUCAUGGAGUUUCUAAUAAUACUCCUUCAAUACCGCCGUUAGAUAUCUCCCGAGAAUCGGUUGCGAAUCUUGAUGCAAAUCAUCGUGAGUGUAAAAGAAUGAAACUUUCAAGCAAUGUGAAUGAUACUGAGAUCAUGCAGAAACCCUUUGUGCCGCUGACAAGUGACGGUUUUGAUGAAACAGUAGUGAAGGAGGAGAAGAACCUGAACGGAGGUGAAACAACAGUGUCAAGAGUUGUUCGUGAGUUUGAUUUGAACGACCUCCCGGCUAAUGAUGUUGAAACAGUGGUGUCAAGAGUUGUUCGAAACAUCGAUUUGAACAAGCUCCCAACUAAUGGUGUUGAAACAGAAUGA